Tripterygium wilfordii is the source of this 1286-nucleotide messenger RNA. RefSeq names its product eukaryotic translation initiation factor 3 subunit I-like. Lineage: Eukaryota; Viridiplantae; Streptophyta; Magnoliopsida; Celastrales; Celastraceae. Gene Ontology annotation, biological process: cytoplasmic translational initiation. The coding region runs from base 109 to 1089 and encodes 326 amino acids. The record is from RefSeq and is a predicted model, not a curated record. Gene Ontology annotation, cellular component: eukaryotic translation initiation factor 3 complex, eIF3m; cytoplasm. The transcript has 8 exons. Gene Ontology annotation, molecular function: protein binding; translation initiation factor activity; RNA binding.
UUCAUCUGUAACAACAAUCAACAAAUAAACCCUACUUCACACAAAGCCUUCCUCGCACCGUCGAAAGCCCUCACCUUGCAGAGAGAACCGCGAUCAAGAGACGGAAGAAUGAGGCCGAUAUUGAUGAAGGGUCAUGAAAGGCCGUUAACGUUCCUCAAGUACAACAGAGAGGGAGAUCUUCUGUUCUCCUGUGCAAAGGAUCACGACCCCACUGUCUGGUUCGCCGACAAUGGCGAGCGCCUCGGCACCUAUCGCGGCCAUAACGGCGCCGUUUGGUGCUGCGAUGUCUCAAGAGAUUCUACUCGACUUAUUACUGGGAGUGCAGAUCAGACUGCAAAGCUUUGGAAUAUUCAAACAGGACAGCAACUAUUUACAUUUAAGUUUGAUUCACCAGCUAGGGCUGUGGACUUUGCCGUUGGUGAUAAGCUUGCUGUGAUGACCACUGAUCCCUUCAUGGAAUUGGCUUCUGCCAUUCAUGUUAAGCGCAUUGCAAGAGAUGCUGAUGAACAGACCAGUGAAUCUCUGCUAACCAUCCAAGGCCCUCAAGGGAGAAUUAACCGAGCUGUUUGGGGGCCACUGAACAGGACUAUUAUAAGUGCUGGAGAGGACUCUAUUGUUCGUAUAUGGGAUACUGAGACUGGCAAGUUGCUCAAAGAAUCAGAUAAGGAAACUGGCCAUAAAAAGACGGUGACAUCACUUGCAAAAUCCGCAGAUGGCUCGCACUUCCUAACUGGUUCUCUGGAUAAAUCCGCCAAGCUUUGGGACACCAGAACAUUGACUCUUGUCAAGACCUAUGUGACUGAACGGCCGGUCAACGCUGUUGCAAUGUCACCUCUUCUUGAUCAUGUGGUUCUUGGAGGUGGUCAGGAUGCAUCAGCUGUUACCACCACUGAUCAUCGUGCUGGAAAGUUUGAGGCUAAAUUUUAUGAUAAGGUUCUUCAAAAGGAGAUCGGUGGUGUGAAGGGACAUUUUGGACCCAUAAAUGCUUUGGCCUUCAACCCGGAUGGGAGGAGUUUCUCAAGUGGAGGUGAAGAUGGUUACGUGAGGCUACAUCACUUCGAUCCGGAUUACUUUAACAUCAGAAUGUAGUUUUUUUAGUAGUACCCUUUUGAAAGAUUGUUGGUUAAAUUCUCUUAAUUGGCGCGGUGUAAACUACAUUUUAUGAUUACCUGUAAGAGUAGCUGUGUUGUGAGGUAAAAAUGCAGUUAAUACCCUCAUUUUUGUUUCCGUGAUGCGACAAAUUCUAAAUUUUCAUUUAUAUUUUAGAGGAAGUUUGAAUUGGAUAA